Molecule: messenger RNA, 8121 nt
Organism: Diospyros lotus (date-plum)
Lineage: Eukaryota; Viridiplantae; Streptophyta; Magnoliopsida; Ericales; Ebenaceae
Exons: 9
Coding region: 611-7561 (2316 amino acids)
Biological process (GO): lipid biosynthetic process; response to oxidative stress
Molecular function (GO): heme binding; catalase activity
Source: RefSeq, a predicted model, not a curated record
UUUGCUCUCAACGCCACAUGGAAUCAUGGAGAAGUCUCUACAGUGGCGCGAAGAAUAAACUCCAUUCUCCCUCUCUUCCUCUCCGUCUCUUUCGAAAUAUAUAUAAUUAAAUAUAAUUAAUUACCGGGCAGAACGAAUCAGAGCCAAGAAACCGACAAUUCCAGAUUGCGAUGGCGAAUGCAGAGACGGACUUCACUAGUUCCGCCGAGCAAUCUGGUCGGCGGGCAGGGCACAAGAAGGGGCAUCUCAGAAUAUUAUCGAUGGAUGACGUGUCUCGACAGAGAAAAAGAAAAAUGAAAGAAUUCAACCGAAGCCCGGGUGGGAUGAAAAACAAGGGUUUUGUCCAGUUCUAUUUGGAUUUGGGGGGCAUCUAACGGGUUUAAAUUCCCAGGCCAUGAGAUCAUCAGUUGCAGAGCUGCGUCAAGAAGUAUUUCUUUCUCCGCCAUUUGGCAACCGUUUUCGGAUACUACUACUUCGGCUACUUUACUGCUACAGUGCCCUUGCCAUUUCAACCCUUCUAUCUCAGAGGGCCAAGCUAGGUGAGGCAGCUUCAGAGGCAGAGGUUCUUCAUCUUCUCGUGGAGUAUCAGCAAAAGGACUGAACAAAGAAGAUGGAUCUAGAUAAAUCAAUUGAAGAUCAACUGUCCAAGCUACACCCUUGCUUGCCGGUGAACACCAGAGUCGGGAUUAUAGGAGGUGGUCCAAGUGGUUUAUCAGCUGCAUAUGCACUGAAUAAACUCGGUUACAAUAAUGUAACUGUGAUAGAGAAAUAUCAUACUGUUAGUGGCAUGUGUGAAUCAAUUGAUAUUGAAGGAAAGAUUUAUGAUCUUGGAGGUCAAGUUCUUGCAGCAAACAGUGCCCCAUGCAUCUUUAAUUUAGCAAAAGAAACCGGGUCUGAACUGGUUGAAAUGGACGCCCACAAACUCGCAAUUAUCAACCGUUCAGGAAAGUAUGAGGACACUCAAGUUGCAGAUGAUUAUGUAUCUGUAAUUUCACUGACCUUAGAGCUCCAGGAUAAAGCAAAGGAUACAGGUAGAAUUGGAGUCCAUGCAGUGAGUGAGUUUGCUUCAGAUUUAACUCCUGAUUUUCUUGAGGACCAUGGAUUCAAGUCCAUUCCCAAAUCUGUAGCUUAUGGAUAUACUGCUUCUGGUUAUGGUUUUGUUCAAGACAUGCCUUAUGCUUACAUUCAUGAGUUUACUCGAACUUCCAUGGCUGGAAAGAUUAGGCGUUUUAGAUAUGGAUACAUGAGUCUUUGGCAGAAAAUUAGUGAAGCUCUGACAGCAAAAGUGCACUUGAACACUGAAGUUUUGGCAGUUAGACGCAAUUCUUAUGGUGUCAGCUUGGAUGUUAUAAACAGUAGUGGAGAAGUCAAAGAAAUGGAAUUUGAUAAAAUCAUUAUUUCAGGGUCUUUUCCUUUUAGGAAUGGAAAGACUUACAGAUCACCACAAUCUGAUUUAGCAGAAAAUAAAAAUGAAGUAAUGGAUUUGGAUGAGCUUGAAAAGGAUUUGUUUAGUAGAGUACAGACUAUUGAUUACUACACCACUGUGUUAAAGAUUGAAGGGCUGGAACACAUGCCAGUUGGAUUCUUUUACUUUAAGGAGUUCAUGGAAGAUCCUGCCACUAUAGGAAAUCCAGUUGCAAUGCAAAGAUUCUACGAAGAUACGGACAUUUUCCUGUUCUGGUCAUAUGGCAAUUCUUCAGAUAUUAUGGGAACAAGAGUCGCAGAGCUUGCGAUGGAUGCAGUAAAAAAUAUGGGGGGAACUGUUAAGAAAGUAAUUUUACAACGGCGAUUUAAGUAUUUCCCUCACGUGAGCAGCCAAGAUAUGAAAGGAGGGUUCUAUGAUAAAUUGGAGGCUCAACUUCAAGGUCAUUGGAACACUUAUUACAUAGGUGGACUUAUGGCAUUUGAGCUCACUGAAAGAAAUUCAUCCUAUUCCAUGGCUCUUGUCUGCAAGCACUUUGCAAGUAAUGCUUCAUUGCCAAAGUUCCCAUACGUAAAGAGACAGUUCCCACUGAAAUCAGAUUGCUGGGAUACGAAUCCCAAAACAUUAGAGGAAUCCCCAGGAGUGGAAUUUCCUGAUUUGGGUUCACUUGAUGGCUAUUUGAGAUACUGGGGAACUAAUGAAGUUACUCGAAAUAAAAUCCUCUAUACUUGGCUUAAUGAAGAAGGGGAAGCAUCAUGCCAAAGGACUUACAGAGAUCUUCAUGCCAAUGCUUCUUCCAUAGCUCGAAAUCUCCUGGCAAGCCGAAAACCUGUAAUCAAACCAGGUGACAGGGUUCUCCUUGUCCAUAUACCUGGUCUUGACUUUGUUGAUGCUUUCUUUGGGUGUUUGAGAGUUGGAGUAUUACCAGUCCCAGUUCUUCCUCCAGAUCCACUUCAAAGAGGUGGACAAGCACUUCUGAAGAUUGAAAACAUUGCUAAAUCGUGCAAUGCAGUGGCAAUCCUAUCAACUGUUGGUUAUCAUGGAGCUGUUCGGGCAGGUGCUGUGAAAAAUUUGAUCUCAUUGGCUGGUAAAAAUGGAAAAUCAUCAGCUCGCUGGCCUGAUCUUCCAUGGUUACACACAGAUUCUUGGAUAAAGAACUCCAGAAACAUGUUUCCCGAAGACAUAAUUGACUUUGCUAAACCUCAACCAACUGAUGUUUGUUUUCUGCAAUUCACAUCAGGCUCUACUGGUGAUGCUAAAGGAGUGAUGAUAACUCAUGGUGGAAUCGUUCAUAAUGUGAAGUUAAUGCGGAAAAGAUACAAGAGCACAUCAAAUACAGUUUUAGUGAGCUGGCUCCCUCAAUACCAUGACAUGGGGCUUAUAGGGGGACUGUUUACUGCUAUGGUUAGUGGGGGAUCUGCCAUAUUAUUUUCACCAAUGAACUUCAUCAAGAAACCUCUCCUAUGGCUUCAGACCAUGAGCAAAUACAAGGCUACUCACAGUGCUGGACCCAACUUUGCUUUCGAACUUGUGGUUCGAAGACUGGAGACUGAGAAGGAUAGGGCAAGGAACUAUGAUCUUUCUUCCAUGAUUUUUCUCAUGGUUGCAGCUGAACCUGUGAGACAGAAAACUCUUAAAAGAUUUGUUGAGCUGACAAGCCCUUUUGGUCUUUCCCAGGAGGUGAUGGCUCCGGGUUAUGGAUUGGCAGAAAAUUGUGUGUUUGUUUGUUGUGCAUAUGGGGAAGGAAAGCCUAUCUUAGUUGACUGGCAAGGAAGGGUCUGCUGUGGGUAUGUGAAAUCAAAUGAUAUGGAUGUUGACAUCAGAAUUGUUGAUCCAGAAACUGGGGAGGAGCACAUGGAAUCGGGAAAAGAAGGAGAGAUAUGGAUUAGCAGUCCAAGUGCAGGAAUUGGAUAUUGGGGUAAGGAGGAAAUGAGUGAGAGAACUUUCAGAAAUAAGCUUCAGACUUUCCCUGGUAAGACGUACACAAGAACUGGGGAUUUGGGGCGGGUAAUUGAUGGUAAUUUGUUCAUUACUGGUAGAAUCAAGGAUCUCAUCAUUGUUGCGGGUCGAAACAUAUACUCAGCGGAUGUAGAAAAGACAGUUGAGAGCUCAUCUGAACUUAUCCGCCCAGGUUGUUGCGCUGUAAUUGGGGUUCCAGAGGAAAUCUUAUCAACUAAAGGCAUAACAGUUCCAGACAAUUCUGAUCAGGUGGGCUUGGUUGUCAUUGCAGAGGUCAGAGAUGGCAAACCUGCUGAUAAAGAUGUUGUAGAACAAAUAAAAACCCGUGUGGCAGAAGAACAUGGGGUUACUGUUGCUUCUGUUAAGCUGAUCAAGCCCAGAACCCUAAGUAAAACAACAUCAGGCAAAAUCAAGAGAUUUGAAUGCCUAAAACAGUUCUCUGAUGGAACACUCAAUUUAGUUCCGGAGCCAAUUCUUUCAAAAAGAUCACUGGUUCGUUCUUUCACUACAGGCACAUGUAGAGAGGGAAAAACACCUAGACCUCACCUUGUUAAAGGUCCGACCUCACCAACUACUAGAUUGAAUAAAAAACAGAUCGCUGAGUUUUUGAAGGGGCUUGUUUCAGAGCUAACAGGCAUUUCUGUCAGCAAAAUCUCUACAAGUGAGAACCUGGUAGCUUAUGGGAUUGAUUCUAUUGGUGUUGUCAGAGCAGCUCAAAAGCUUUCAGAUUUUCUUGGGGUGCCAGUAGGGGCAGUUGAUAUUUUCACUGCAACCUGCAUUGAAGAACUGGCAAGCUUCUCAGAGGAUCUUCUUAAGAAGUCUCAACCUCAGGAUACGACCGCAUCUUAUCUUCCAGAGCCAGAGAAUUGUGAUUCUGAGUUGGUAACUGAAGUUUCCCUAUCUUCUAAACUGGGAAUUGGCUUAGUACAAGUUCUAGUUCUUACAUAUCUUUCCAUCAUGCUGAUCCUUCCUGCUUAUCUAUCAGUUUUUGCUUUUACAUAUGUGGUAUCUUGGAGCAAUACCACAAUGAGCAUGGUCCCAUGGUUGCAGCAUGUAAUUACUCUAGCAUUUGCCCCUCUUGCUUGGAUCCUUUGCAUGCUCUUGACCUGUGUUAGUAUUGCUUUCUUCGGGAACUCAUUCCUUCAACCUAACUAUGCCCUGACACCUGAAAUUUCUAUUUUGUCAAUCGAUUUCAUGAAAUGGUGGGCACUUCACAAGGCCUGCGAAACUUCAUCAAGGGUUAUGGCAGUGCAUCUGAGAGGAACAGUGUUCCUGAAAUAUUGGUUUCAGAUGCUAGGAGCUAGGAUUGGAUCCUCUGUUUUGCUUGAUACAGUUGAUAUUACAGAUCCAUCACUGGUUUCUAUAGCAGAUGGCGCUGUGAUUGCAGAAGGAGCAUUGAUUCAAAGCCAUGAGGUGCAAAAUGGAAUCUUGAGUUUACUCCCUAUAAGAAUUGGAAGGAAUUCUUCAGUUGGUCCUUAUGCACUAAUCCAGAAAGGAAGUAUUGUGGGAGAUGAAGCUGAAGUCCCACCUUUGCAGAAGACUGAAGGAGGGAAACCCGUUUCUAGAUCUACCAAGGUUAAAAAUGCCCAAAAAGGAAUAAUGAUGCAAAAAGCCACUGGUGAUAUUCAAAGUGAAGCUAUUUACCACUUUCUUGGCAUCUAUAUGGUUGCUUUUCUCAGCUCUCUUUCAGCAGCCAUCCUUUACUUCUUCUACAUUUGGUUAUUUCAACAGCCUCCUUCACCACAAUACUCUGCAUUUUUCAGUAUCUCUGGUGCCUUCCAUUGGUUUCCUUUCACCAUAGUUGCUUAUUCCACUAUGAUAGGCAGUGCCCCUGCAACCCCAGUGAACUUUGCCGUCUCAGUUGCCAGUGCUUACCUAGCUCAUGGUGUGAUACUUUGUGUCCUUUCUGCCGUGGUGACUCGUUUUCUUGCCAGAAACCAGGAGACAGAGCAAAGCCACCUAACAACUUGGCUUCGCCACAGGAUAAUCAUAGCCUGCCAUCUUAAAUUUGCCAAGCUCCUUUCUGGAACAGAAACUUUCUGCAUGUACUUGCGUCUUUUGGGUGCAAAAGUUGGAAAAGAUUGCUCCAUCAGAUCAAUCAAUCCUGUUUCACAACCGGAGCUAAUUUCAAUUGGAGAUGGUGCCCAUUUGGGUGACUUCAGCCAGAUCAUUCCUGGAUACUACUCUACCGAUGGAUUUAGAUCAGGAAAAAUAGAGUUUCACAAUAAUUCAGUAGUUGGGAGUCAAAGCCUUAUCCUUCCUGGAUCAAUUGUUCAAGAAGAUGUUAUCCUUGGUGCACUUUCAGUUGCUCCAACAAAUUCAAUUCUAAAAAAGGGUGGUGUUUACAUUGGUUCCCAAACUCCUGUAAUGAUAAAAAACACAAGGCAUGCUUUGGAUGAGCGCAUUGAAGAGAUGGACGUGAAAUACAAGAAGAUAGUUGGAAAUCUAGCUGCAAAUCUAGCUGCGACAACUCUUAAAGUUAGAUCGAGAUACUUCCAUCGAAUUGGGGUCAGUGGUAAGGGACUCCUAAAGAUAUAUGAUAACAUCAAAGGUUUGCCAGAUCACAAGAUAUUCCACCCUGGAAAGAGUUACCCUGUCAUAGUCAGGCACAGCAAUAGCUUGAGUGCAGAUGAUGAUGCAAGGAUAGAUGCCCGUGGUGCAGCAGUACGAAUUCUAUCAGAUAAGGCCGAUGCUGAUUUGCCACUGCUUGACCUGACACUAAAGACAGGCAGGGCUUUCUAUGCCCGGAAUAUAUCAGAUUUUGCAACAUGGCUUGUGUGUGGCCUGCCUGCAAGGGAGGAGCACGUGAAGCAUUCACCACACAUUCGUGAGGCAGUGUGGACUUCCUUGCGCAAUGCAAGCUCAUACACCGAACUGCAUUACUAUUCUAAUAUAUGCAGACUCUUCCGAUUCACAGAUGGGCAGGAAAUGUAUGUGAAAUUCAAGUUGAGGCCUUUUGAUGAAAAGAUAAGCGAGGAUUCUGGUAAAGUGGAGCCCACUGGGGUUCUCCCCCCUGAAACAGGUGCAAUCCCAAGAGCUGAAAAUGACACCCGCCCUCUACUUUUCCUUGCUGAUGAUUUUAUGCGCCGUGUGAACUCCCCUGGUGGGGUUUGCUAUAUCUUUCAGCUGCAGCUCCGGCCAGUGCCACACGAUGAGACCGCCAGGGAUAUUGCACUUGACUGCACAAAACCAUGGGAUGAAACUGAAUUCCCAUAUGUUGAUGUUGGGGAGAUAGUCAUUGAUCAAAGCUUCAGCAGGGAACAAUCGGAGGAGCUGGAAUUUAACCCCUUCCUCCGAUGCCCUGAGGUGGAUGUCAUCCGAGCCACAUCAGCCUCCCAGAGUGCUUCGAUUGAUCAUGGUCGUUCAUUGAUCUAUGAGAUCUGCCAGCAUUUGAGAAAUGGGGCACCAUUGCCCGAGUCCUGGAGGAUCUUCCUGGAGCAAUCUGAUGUCAAAGUAGAUCUUUCAGGCUGUCCCAUGGCUGCUGCACUGGAGAAAAAGGGCAUUGGCAAAGUGACACUGGAAAGGAAUUGGUAUCAAGCCUCAUGGGCCAUUUUUGCCCAGCCUAUUCUACAAAUUAUUCUCCCAUAUUGCCUCAUUGGGCUAGUAACCUUUGCUCCUCUAAGAUGGGCUCUUCACGCAAAGAACAACACGAACUAUCCACUGUACUGGUUACUCGCUUUGUUUUGGAUCGCUUCUGGGAUUUUGGCUGCGCUUGCUUGUGCUGCAGCCAAAUGGGCACUGGUGGGAAAGAAGAAAGAAGGCAAGACAGUGUUGAUAUGGAGCAAAGAGGUCUUCAUGGACACCAUCUGGCAAGCAAUUAGAACACUGGUUGGAGACUACUUUAUGGAAAUGGUCGGGGGAUCAGUUCUGUUUACGACAUGGAUGAAGCUUAUGGGCUCGAAAGUCAACUUGGGAGCUUAUGUAGAUAGCAUGGGAGCAGCUCUGAAUCCAGAAAUGGUGGAGAUUGAGAGAGGAGGCUGUGUCGGCAGAGAAGCUCUGUUGUUUGGACAUAUAUAUGAAGGUGAAGGUGGAAAGGUGAAGUUUGGGAAGGUAAGUGUUGGGGAAGGCGGAUUUGUGGGGAGUAGAGCAGUUGCCAUGCCUGGAGUUAGAGUGGAGGCUGGAGGCAGGCUUAGCGCUCUCUCCCUUGCCAUGAAGGAAGAAGUUAUCAAGCCAAGAUGAAGGUAAUUUUGAUCACACUGUAAUGCCAUGCUGUAUUGUGUUGAUGGUCUAGUAAAUAAAUUACCAGCUUGUCAAUCUUUCUUGACAUCUACAAAAUCUUAGAAAUUCAGAGGCUCACAGUUUUGGGGGGGCAAACAUUAAACAGCUCCUAAAAGAAAAAUGGGUAAAAAAAAAAAUUACAGGUAGGCGUCCUAUGAUUUGGGUUACUUCCUAGGCACUAAUAAGGUUUCGACUGGGCAUCUAGGGCCCGUAGCUGGGCUUGGCAAUGGGUCCACACAAUGCAGCAAGUCAUGUGACUUGCAAACUUGCCGGGAUAAAAUAACAGGGGAGAUGGCAUUGGCAUGCGGACUCACUGAAUUUCGUUCCUUCUAUUUCUUAACAUUGUUGUUAUGAUUAAUAUCUCUUCUGAAUCCGAGUCUCGUUUAUUUUUCCAUUCCCGCUCUCUCUGAUUCUUAAAUUUGAUUAAAAUCUUCCUUAGUUUUACCCAUUUUUAAAUAUUGGAGAGUAUGUAUGUUCAAUAAAACCACUCCAACUUUUGCUUUGUAAUGGAAUUGGAUCCU